CUCUCUCCCUUUCUCGCACCCGACGUGCAUCCCUCUCUCUGGCUCACCCCUCCGCUAAAAAAAUUGUGACUGUAAGACCGGAGAGGGGGUAUAAAAAAAAGUGCAAGUCGUCUUAGAAGAAGAGGGGGAGUAGGUAGGGUGGGAGAGGGGGGGCAAAAAAAGAAAAAGGGGGCGAAAGGGGGUGGGGAAGAGGCGAGGGUACGCAUCAAUUUGUAGUCUUCAGUUGGCACCCCUGUUUUUUCCUUUCCAGCAACGAAUAGAAAGAGAUUUUCUUCUGCAUUAUUGUUAUGAUCGGAACCCGCUGCAAUAUGAGCCUGCACAAGCCUCUGUUGACAGACGCCUGGGCCGUGAGGUGUGCGUGUCAGCGUGCAACAUAAAACGACAAAACAGAGGGAGAGAAAGGAAAGGAAAGGGAGAGUGAGAGUGAGAGCACGCAUCGCUGGAUAUCAUAGGUAAGGAGAAGGGAAAAAUGGAUGCUUAUGCUCUGUGUUUGGAGGUAUUCCUGCUGGCCACGUUCAUGCUCUCCCUCCCAUUUUUUCCUUUGUGCGUUAAUUAUCAUUAUACUCCGGCGUUAUGGCUGAUCAUGCCCCGGUGAAUUAAUGUUAGUGGUGUGCACGACGCGCAACCACAUUCCAGCAAGGAGAGAGGGAGGGAGAGCCGGUGCGAAAUGCCAUGAUUCGCCAUUCCAUAUCAUCUUUCUUUUUUAAGAUGUGCAGCGUCUACAAACAGCACUGCUGCUGCUGUUGCUGCUGCUGCUGCUGCACAGGCAUCCAUUCUGAUUGUGAAACAUGUAUGUGCUGCUGAACACGACUCCCCCUGUGCCGCCGGGCUUCGUCUGAGGCAGGCUAAUAGAGAGCAGCUUUUGGCCGGACUCCUCUGCAUGUGUAUCAAUAACAUUCGCAGGCAAGAAGAAAGCAGAAGAAAGAGUCGUUGCAGUGCCCCGCUCGCCGGUGAUGUAAGCAGAGCAACUGUAUGCUGCUGCUUUGCAUCACAUGCAGGGGGACCAUUUGUUGAUAAUGCAUGUGACUCUGCGUGUUUGUGCGUGCAGAAGGGCUGCGAUAUUACUGCUGAUGUGUUUGCUUUCUAUUUGUUUACUGACCAUGUCUGAGAAUCUGCCAGUGGACCACACUUAGGCCAGUGGCUGCCACCUGUAACUGAGAUGCAUUAUGUAUACAGACACCUACCUUACACUCAUGUUUUCCAUUCAUGUGUAACAAAUGUGUUGGUUAAUUAGGUUAAACAUGCAUUCACUAUUAUAAAUCCAUGUGUCAUCUUGUGCUAUUAUUCAUGAUAAGUGUGAGCAGUGGAGAUUUUACUCUUUAGACUGAUUGAGUCAGUCACUGCAGCAUGUACUAAUAAUUAAUGCAUAGCCAUGUGUAGUGGAGCUGUUACAGGAUUUACAGGAGCUUUUCUGCUUUGAAUCAAACACCAGCACACACAAAAAAUGUGUAGCUACUUUAUUUAAUGGAUGCAUAGGAGAGUGUGUCUGCUAGCUUCUCUGCCAAAUAUAUCCUUUUUCAUCUAGUGGUGUGCACUAUUUAUAACCUCAUUCAAUAUACAUGAGCUAUUUUUUUUCAUCGCAGAGGUUCAUGAAUGAACAGAUUAGACAAACACAAAGUGGUCCUCGUGUUGUCAUUCACACCAAAUGGCUAAAUGGUCCUGACAUUGUACAUUUCCCUAAAGGCUGGCUGGUUGGAUAAAUAAGCAGGAUUCUCUCAGCCAUAAACAGGUCAUCUGGGUUAACCACAAGUGGCUGUGGAUUUGGGGCCUUGUGGUGAAGGUGGAAAGAGGGGGGUGUGGUUCAAUAUUGCCAAGAUGUAUGCUUGAGUCCUCUGCAGAUUCACUCCCUAAAUGCAGAGCAACAACGAGCGCUUAAAAAAACAAACAAACAAACAAAAAACUUAUAAUUGUAUUUUGCCAAUUAUAAAAAAGCCAAACCAGUGUGUUCUGUUGGUUUUUCUGUUACUGUUCAAGUGGGUUUUUGCUGCCUUAGUGGAGACUGAAAGCCAGCAGAUAAGUCAUCAGAGGGCAGUGAAAAGCAGUGGGGCCAAAAGUGAGUGAACCAUGCUGGAAUUUUAAACAUUGUGACUGCAUUUGUGGUUUUGCAGUGAGACCUUAGUAUGAUGUCUUGUACUUUAAAAAAAGGGGUGAGAGGCCUUCUCAUUUUUAGCUUAUUGUAUUUGGAACCACUUAUUUGUGUUGAUUUAUGAAAGUUGGAUAGGGUUAUAGUGUGCUGUGUGCAUUUUAUUUUACUUAAAUAUGUUUAUUGUGAAGUAGUUUGAUGACACUAAAAGCUAAAAAAUGUAUGUGCAAUACAUGCAAGGGUCUAAUGAAGGAAAAGCGUUGAAAAAAAGUAAAAUUGAUGGACUCAAGGCAAACAACUGGUUUCCUUGUUUGCUUAAAAUCUUACGUAGAUGGUUGUGUCAAAUAAAGUAUGAGUAUCAUGGUACUUUUGCGUUCAUAUAUGAUCUUGUGUUCUUUGAAAAAAAUCCAAUCUGCUCUAGGAUUAUCAUGCAGAUGUAGACUGAAUAAUGUCUUCUUUGUUUAUCUUCCUUUUUUUUAAUACAGGUUUUGGCUAGCUCCCAUGGUGUAACACACAGCCAAGUACAUAAGCAACAGAAUCCAGUUCAAUGCCUGUAAUGGCUUGUGUUGUAAAAUGGAUGUUUUAAAGAAGAAACAAUGAAAACACGGACACACAAAGAAUCGGUAUGAACCAGAUCUACGUUCAUUUGUCACUGUGAUGCAAAGGUUUUCUGCUUAUUCUAACAGUUUAUUUAGCAGUUUAAUGGAAUAACCAGUCAAAUGAAUCAUAGUAUGCCAUAAUAUUUAAAAAUAACCACAACAGCUAAGACGUUAAUUGUUUGGUUGUGAGAUUCCAUGUUUAUAUUUUACUCCUGUCCCUGUUUCUCAGCCUUCUCUCUGUUUUGUCCUGUUCUUUUUUACCUCCCUCUUUAUUCUCCAUUUGUCUUUGCUCCUGGUUCAUCCCACCUUCAAUUGAAUUAACUUGAAAUUCCUCUGGUUUGCAUCAACUCAUUGUUUUAACUCAAUUUCCACAUCUUUGUAUUUAUGUGACUGUCUUGUUCAAUGCUCCUUUGAUCCUCCCUGCUUAUUGCUACUUUUCUGCUGGACUUUGGGUUUUGCAGAUGCCCAUGCGCAGUGGGCGACGGCGGGGGGCAAGUGAGGAGAGAAGGGGUAGGCGCCCAAACCCCAGCCCCACUCGACCUGAGCGCAGCGACAGACAGACGGUUAGAGCUUACCUUUUUUUUUUUCUCUUUCCUAUUGUCGUCAUUUCAGCCACGGGCUUAUAUAUGUAUGCAAGUAAAAGUCAUGAAGAAUAAAGAGCUAUCUCUCUGUAUUGGAUUUUGUGCGUAUGUGUGCUUUGUGUGUAUGAGUCAUCAGUAUGAUUGCCACAGAUAUACCCUUGCAGUGUCAGUAAUGUUCAAUAUUGUGUUUUACAGCUUAGCACUUUGAAAUCUUUGAUGUUUGACAUGGCUGCUGCGUGUGCUUGUGAGGAUAAAAGUGAGGCUUUGUUCUAAAAACAGUUGUGAGCCUGCAUGGGAUUCAAAGGCAUCACUACUGAAUUAAAAGUCUUGUGUUGUUUUAGCAAAGAGGUGCUGGUGAGGAAUUGGCUGGAAAUCGCUUCAGUCGCAGAUCACAAGGGCAUGAUUCAUCUGAGAGUGAGGGGGAGGAACUUGUGUCUCCUCCAAAGAGGCAGAAAGUUCAGGUUUGUGUUACAUUUCAUCAACCUGUUAUAUAAAGACUAAUUAUAAAAUCUCUGAUUCAGCUAAAUCAUCAAAAAGGUGCUGUCUAAGCUGCUCAUUGUUAAUUUUUGUCUUUAUAGACAGCCAAUAUUACCACAGUGAUAAAAUCUUGAUUUGUUCCUCAUCCUCAAAUUAUCUUGUCUCGUCAGGAUUCGGCCUCCACCCCAAAUCCUCCAACAUCAACACACUCGACUGACAGCUCAGCUCCUUCGAAUGUCCCACCUCCAACUUCAGUUGCCAGCCAAUCUCGUGAGAGUGACAAUGAAGAUGGCCAAUCCCAAGGCAGUAGGAGUUCAGUCGUAGGGAGCCUGGCCAAUAGCAGUAGCAGUCUGAGCAGUGGGCGGGAUAUAGACCAGGACAAUCGUUCCUCAUCCCCAAGUCUCUCUGCUUCCCCUCUGGGUAGCUUGGACUCUGAUUCCGAUGGCCCCGACUCACCAAAGCAAGGAGAGAGGGAACGAGAGAAAGGCAAGGAGGGAGGAACGAGCAAAGUAGCAGGAGAGGAUAGGCGCGCACUGAGAGAAGGAAGAGGAGGGGAGGAGUCCUGUGGAGAAGGAGAAAAGCGAGAGGUGGAUGCACGUAUUGAAGACUGUCCGUCUCUCAAGCCCCCCUCUGCUCCUUGCUCUUCCUCGGGUCUGACUCCCUCUCUGCGUGGAGCGGGGGAUUCAUCAAAUGAAAGCAAUAGUGGGAGAAAGUCUUACUUUUCCCUGGACUCUAAACUGAUGUGCAAAGUCGAGUAUGGUGGACCACCAGGUGUUGACGGUGGACUUAGUGGCAACAGAAUGAAUUCCAAAGCCAGUUCACAGUGUGUGACAAAGGCAGCUAUCUCAGGAGGAGAAUUUUCCCAUAACAGCCCCAAUAUUCCCCACCCUUUACCCCCUCCUCUUCCUCCUCCACCUGCUCUAAAGCCGUUGGAGCUUGGCGGACCAAACCUGCCUGCUGAGGUUAAGUCAGAAAGAGACAAAAUAGAAAAGGUAGAUAAAAUCCAGGACAAGUCCAAUCCUCCAUCUCUGUUGCCUCAGACAAGCCCCCUUCCACAUUCCCAGUCCCAGCCUCAAACCCAACCCUCCACCCACCCUCACCACUACAGCUCCACUAGCUGGCAGGGUGGCACAGCAACUGGUUGCCAAGGGAGCUGGGGUUACACCCGUUACCCUGGAAACCACCACGCACACCAACCACAGCACCAGCCGCCUGUGCAGCAACAGCAACUUCCCUCUGUGUACAACCCCUCGUCCUCUCGUCACUCCUCCUCCCAUCCCCCUUACCUCCCCCAUCCCCACCCCCACAGGGAAUACCUUCCCAGGUACGCUGGAGGGGGAGGGGACAGAGAGAGGGGGACUGCAGGAGAGAGGGAAAGGGGGAGGGAGAUCAACAGGGAGUUUUCUGCUCCCAUUGGCAACAGCAGCAACAAUAGUAGCGGGAGUAAUAGCAAUAGUGCCUGUGGUGGGAUGAGUGGGUCCAACAGCAUCCAAGGAAGAGAAUUUGGGGGUCUGUCAGUGGGUCAGAACCGGGACUUCCAAGGUUCUGGCAGGGAUGGACCUAACUGUGGCCCAGAAAGAAGAGACUUUGGUCCAGCUUUCAGAGACAGAGAGCGAGAAAGGGACAGGGACCGGGAUACAGGAAGGGAUUUUCCUCUGCCAAACCAAAACCAGAGUAGAGACUAUGGCCCCAAUGGAACUGGAGGGGGGCAUCCAAGAGACAAAGACGGGGGCAGAUGGGGUGAAUUUGGGGGCCAGACUAGAGAGGUAGUAAGCACCAGUAAUCCAAACAACAACUCCAUUCCUCCAAGUUCAACCAGUGGGCUGCCUGUGACCCCAAUGAUAAACCGAGACCCUCCUGCAUCACCCCAAAACAACCCCAGUCACACCCCCCAUUCCUCCCAGCCUCCUCAUCCCCACCCGCAUCCUGCAAACCCAUCCAACCGAGAGUUCCCUCCACCUAUGGAUCAGGCACAAACCCCUUCCUCUGGUGCAGACCACUUUCACAGAGAGUAUCCUCCUACUGGAGGGAAAGACUUUCCUGCUGGGGCACCACCUCCCACUGGCACAAAUCGAGAGUACCUUAGCCCCCCAGGAGUGACACCAAACCUAGGGCGAGAGUAUUCAGGGCCUGGAGGAAACAAUCAUCCUCACCCAAAUCAUGGCCACUACCAAUCUGGGUCCAGAGACAGGGAGAGAGACCCAAACCUGCGAGAUCCCGCUUUGUACCAAAACCGUGGAGGCCCAAAUCAACCUCCUGCAUUAUCUCCUUCUUCCUCCUCUAGCCAUCAUGGACACCCUCCAAAUGCUCCUUAUCCCCCUCCACCACCUCCUCUACCCCCUUCUCAAACAUCCCAUUCCCAACCACCCCAGUCAAAUAUGGCACCCACUGUACGCCCACCACACUACCAAACCUCCUCCCAGACACCUCCAACACCUCUAUCCCCUUUACCAAGCCCAUCCACCAAUCAGAUGGGGAGCUUCUCAUCUUUUCCCCCUGGCUCUUCCUCUGGGCCAAACAUGCCACUUCCUGGUCCAGGUGUGUCCUCCAGCUGUUCACCUGGAUGUCGCCCCCCUCCUUUCCAUGGCACUUUGAACAGCCACCCUCCCUUCAGUGGAACAUUCCACCCCAAUGGAAACAGCGGCGGUAACAUGACAAACAGCAAUAGCAACAGUAGCGCUCCCACCAACAGCAAUACCAACUCGCAAUCACUCUCGCCUCAAAAUGUCUCCAAAGGACCCCCGCCUCUAAGUAACCCGGCCAACAACAGCAUUUCAACCCCAGCCUCUGGUACUUCACACACUGGUGGAGAUGGACCUAUAGAUGCAGCCCCACCUCCCACACCUGUUAUCAAAGAGGAGCCAAUAGAAGACAGGGAGGAGACUGAAAGUCCACCUCCGGUGUUGAGAAGCCCAUCUCCUGAACCCAAACCUGUAGACAUUCCCAUUCACGCCAGCCAAUCAGCAAGGUAAAGUCAAAUUACAUCAUCAUCAUCUCAUUAGUGGUGUGUCACUCUGUCCAGUCCCUCUUUAUACGAUCAUAUGUAAUUAACAGGAAGUGUAAUAGUUAUAAUAGCCACUCUUACCCUUGAUGGUUGUCGUAAUGGUACACUACACUGCUGUGUCACUCAUGUCUAGGUUUCACAAGGUCCUUGACCGUGGCAGCGGUAACUCCUGUGCCCGUAGUGAUGUCCUUUUUGUCCCAUUGGAUGGCUCCAAACUGUGGAAGAAGAGGAAUGAGGUUAUCGAAAGGGCACGUAGGGAGGUGGAGCAACGGGCCAGAGACCUAAGAGAAAAAGAAAGAGAACGAGAAAGGGAGCGUGAGCGGGAGAGGGAGCUGGAUCGGCAUCUACAGGUGUGCACAUUUGAGUGUGAUAAUAAUGAUUGAUUUAAUGGAUUUAAUGUCAGCUGAAUUAAUCAAUUUGAUGGGGGGGAAGUAAAGCAGAUCAGAGAGAUGUGAUUUAUUAUCUCUAACUGUUUUUAUCUGCAGCAGCAGAAGGAUGUCAACGCUGCUGGAGGAGGUCGCCAGGGCUCCUCUCUCUUUUUUCCCUCCUCGACUUCUAUCAUCCUUGAUCCUUCGUCUUCUUCCUCCUCUUCUGUCGGGAACUCCGUCUCUCACCCUCCCCCUCAUCCUCAGCAUCACCCCUCACACCCGCAUGCACACCUUCCUCCGACACAUCAUCUCCAUCCAAGCCUUGCUCACUCCAUCCCACACUCCCUUCUCUUGCCAUCGAUGGCUGGGGCCUCAGCAGUGGUUGGCCCUCAAGGAGCUCUGGGAAUAGGUUUGGGAGGUCCAUAUCUAGGCCCUGACACCCCAGCAUUGAGGACCCUGAGCGAGUAUGCCCGACCGCAUGCCAUGUCACCACUUGGGGCGGCAAGUCGUGCUCAGGCACACCACCCUCAAGUUCACCAUGGCCAUCCACAUGUCCAUCCCUCAUUUUUCCUCCCCCAGUUCCAAAAUCAUGGUUUAGCCCACCCGCAUCACUUACCUACUGAUGCAGCUACAGCAGCAGCUAUUUUGGGCUUUUUGUAUGGUGGCAGCCUGGAAGGUGGUCCAGGUGUAGGAGGCCACCCUGGGGUAGCAGGAGGCCCAAUACCUGGAGGGCUUGGAGGUGCAGGGUUGGGAGGAGUUGGAUUUCCUCAUGCCAUGGCAGCACAUCGAGACCGAAUCAAGCCAGGGUUUGAAUUUAAGAGUGAUGAUCGAGUCUAUCCACCUGGAUCAAUACCUGAUCCUACAGCUCUUGCCUUGGCUCACUCUCAUUCUCAUGCCCAUGCUAAUGCUCAUGCUCAUGCUCAUGCACACUCCUUGCUCCUUGGAGGAGGUGGAGCAGGAGCAAAUGAGGUUGCACUCUACGGCACUCCUCCUCCCCCAGCACCACCUGGCCCCCCACACCUUCAGAAUCCAACUCUGGCUCCUGUAACUCGUCCCCCCAACCCUCCUGCCCCUCAGCCCCUGUCCAAUCCACCUCCCUCAUCUCUUCUCCCACCUUCUCUCCCCUCUCACCCAUCAUCUGCCCCCACAGCCCCACCAGGCCCUGCUGCUCCACCGCCAGCUCCUCCUCCUCCCCAACCUGCCCCACCAACCUCCAAUGCCUCCUCACUCCAUCACCCAGUCCCUCAUUCUUCUUUUCCCAGCUCUCUGUCUUCUCAUCUGCCGCCCGCCCCUGCCCCAGCCGCUCCCCCUGAACCCUACCCCACACCUACCCGCUCUCCUGCCUCCUUUGAGCGGGAGAGGAGUGGGGAAAGAGAGCGGGAGAGGGAGAGAGACAGAGCACCUUUGCCUGCUUUUGGGGAAAGAGAGCGAGAAAGAGAGAGGGAGAGAGAAAGGGGAGGAAGUGGUGGAGGUGGAGGAGGAGGGGGAAGUGGAGGAGGAACAGGUGGAGGAGGAGGAGGAGGAGAAAAUCUGGGGCGUCUACAGAUGUUAAACGUGACCCCCCAUCAUCACCAGCAUUCUCACAUCCACUCACAUCUUCACCUGCACCAGCAAGACACAGGUAUCCACUGCAACUAACACAGUUACACUUAUGUGCAUCUCCUAUAUAACAAUGCAGUCAAUAUUAUGUUGUGUUUGAGUGACCUCAGAAGUCAGAUGACCGAGGUGGGAAUGAUGUAACACCCGAGUUACCAGCAUUUCAGUUACCAAGUCAGAAAAAAGCUAAAUCGGAGGUGGAAACAAGAUGGCUACAUCUACGAAAGUGAUUUUAGCGCUUGUUAUUUUAGUUAUUUUACAUCAUUUUAGCACCCCUUUUUGUCGAUGUAGCCAUCUUGUUUCUGCUUCCGAUUUAGCUUUUUUCCGACUUGGUGACUGAAACGCUGGUAUCUAGGGUGUGACGUUAUUCCCAGCUCGGACAUUUGACUUCCAAGGUGACUCGAACACAGCGUUAUUUUUAAAACUCAAAGAAUUGAAGAUUUUAUGAUGAAAAAUGGAAGAACAGGACUUAAAGCAGUAUUGAGGAGUACAUAAACCUCCAUUGUUCUCAAACCUUUACUCAGAGACACCCAGGUAGACUGUUGUGGUGUUGUCUACUGUCUACUCCUCUGCUAAAGGAGAUUACUUUGCCCUUUCUUACAUAUUUGUGAUAGAUUUUUAGACUGGGUAGAGAAGUGAGAAAGCAGGACUAGAUAGACUGUUACAACUAUGAUCUAAGACUCUGAUUUGUCACCGUUUAAAACCCUUGCUUUGACUUUUAUUGAAUAUAUCCUGUAUUUCCUAUUACAUCACUGGCAUCCAGCGACGGGCGGGGUUCACCCCCUGAUGGACCCGUUGGCAUCGGGGUCUCCUUUGGCACGUCUCCCCUACCCAGGAGCCACACUAGGCACCCCCAUCCUGGCUCACCCCCUCACUGACAGCGAGGUGCUUCGCCAACAGCUGUUCGGUGAGGAGAAGGCUCCUCGUCCAUGUACUUGUUCAGUUUUUUUUUCUCUAAAAACUCCACUGUGUUUUAAGUUUAUAAUGAUUGAAUGUGAUGAUGAUGACUGACCAGAGUGCUCUCACCCACUUUUGUGUUCCUCAAUCAGGCGCUCCUUUCCGUGACCUGCCCCAGCCAGCCUCCCUCACUGGUCCAAUGUCAGCAGCCCAUCAGCUCCAGGCCAUGCAGCAGGCCCAGAGCGCGGAGUUGCAGAUCCAGAGACUGGCCCUGGAACAACAGUGGAUCCAUCACCAUCACCACCACUCUCUUACCCAGGAUGAGUAUUACAGGUACAAAAAAUUUGGAAAAAAGUCCAUCACAACUUACAUUUCGCAGUUGUGGGAAUGUUCACUCGUUAUCAUAUCACAAAUCUCUGUAUUCAAAGUUGAAGUUCAUAAAAAGAUUGAGAGAAUCAUUUCACACAAUUUCAUUUCACUUCCUCAAACUGAUCAGCCACUGAAAAGAACAGAUGGUAAAAAUUUGGAAAGACACUGGGGCCAUAUUUCAAAGUAAAACAACACAUAUUUGAAUAAAUGACAGCAGAAAGUUGCUGAAAGCUCAGAUUACUUAUGGAGAUGUUUUAUGGUGAUCACAAAAUUCAUAGGAACAGAAUAGAUUUGUACCAAACAAUGUAAACUAGCAUAGGAAGAGCCAGAUUUUUAUCUUCUGAUGUUAGCUUACAAAUGGCUAAAGGCUAACAUUAGCUUGUGUCUGAUGAGUCAGUAGGAUAUCACAUAUGUUGCUUUAACUAUAGACUGUAUGGACAUAAACUCUGUCCCAGUGAUGCCACCUGUCACCCAAAGAUUGCAGUCAACAUAUUUGAAAUUUUGACCCCAUUUCACUCAUGGAAACAGUGACGUGAAGACCAAAACUGCGCAAAGUAUCUAGAAAGUUUUUUGCACUUCCUCAUUGGCUUCAUGUUCAAGAACCCUGUGACUUCAAGUGGAAGAAAAGCAUCAAUCUGCAAGAAUCUUACCUCAACCUUUGCUGUAGCCUUUGCCUGAGCUUGAUUUUGGUCUCUGGUUUCUGUUUUAACUUUUUCAGUCACCUGAAGAAAGAAAGUGACAAGACCCUGUGAGGGAGGGGCAAGACAAAGGGCAGCAUGGAGAAAACUGAGGGAGAAUAUGUGCAAAACUGACCACGAAACGUAGGCACUGAAAAACAAUGAAGGAACAAAGACUCAAAACAAAAGCCUACGGACAAAUGGAUGGGAAUCCGCUUAAAAAUACAGGAUUUUGAAGGUGUCACUGAAGAGGGAGAAGAGCGUAAAAAUGUGGCGCACAGUCCCUGCUAACUGCUCCACAUGGAGGGUCAAGACUUCAGCGCUUCCCUGCAAAAUGUUCUCAAACUUCAAUCCUGUUUUGUAUUGUGCUCUGUACAGUAUAUUAGACGUGGGCGGCAAUAGUGAAGUACAGUAUGUGUAAAAUACUUGAUGCCAGAAGGAAUGUGUACAUGAGUCUCUUUUAUGUCAUUGCAUGUAGCUAGGCGCUUAUUCUGAUCCGGUGGAACUUUUCUGUUCUAUUUUUAGUAAUCAUCCCCUCUUUUGUAUCUGAGGGGCGUUCAAUAUGCAUGAGACCAGCAAUUUAGUGUUAUGUUAUGAUCAACUGUAUUGUUAUGAUUAAUGUUGUCUGUUUGUUGAUAAUGAUAUAAUUAUAUAUACAGUACAUAUUAUUUGUAUUAUUUUUUUACAUUUUCAUGGUAUGGCGGUCAGUUUUUAUUUUUAUUUUUUAUUUUAAAUUUACCUUGUGAAACAAGAUGCAAAUGAAGGAAAAAAAAUCUGGAAAUAAAUUAUAAUCUUUUUUUUGCUAGUCCCCCGUGUGUUCAUGUGUGCACUAUUUUCCCCCUCUCACAUACAUUCAGAGUAUUUGCCCCGUCUUUGUUUUAUACAAGUCACUCAUGCACAAAGCAUAUCAAAUUCCUCACUCUCCUCCCCCUCCCCCCUUUUUUCUCUCCCUCUCCCUGACUCCCCCUCUUUUUCCUCCUCGUCAGUCUGUCCCUCCUCCUCCUC
Molecule: messenger RNA, 11656 nt
Organism: Xyrichtys novacula (pearly razorfish)
Lineage: Eukaryota; Metazoa; Chordata; Actinopteri; Labriformes; Labridae
Source: the annotation of a GenBank genome assembly